ACAGCAUUUAAAACAAGUUGUUAUAGCUGGCAGAACCUCUCCAACUCAUUUAUUUUAAAAUACUCUUGACUAUGAACAGAGCAUGGCUGAUUAUUUCCACUUAAGUGUCGUUGCAUUCUGCAUCAUUAUCACAAGUGUUGCAACAGAUGAGGCCGCGCAUUUCAACUCUACAUUCAUCAGCCCAGAAUUGCUCAUCUCUUCAUAUCAAGAAAGCCUCCAAAUGGUAGAUGAAGCCUUGUUCCAUACCAGACAGCGACGAAGCACAUCCAGGUCCCCCAUGCGUGUGUUUACAUUCCUCCGGCAAGCCGAGCCUGAGACCCUGGAGAUUUCCCGAGCUGCAGAAAUCUUUGAAACAACUCUGCAAGUCUUAAAGAACAGAGUGAGGCUGAGAUAUAAAAGGGAUCUUGCUGUAUCAGAGCUGCUCUCCCAGGAAGACGUGGAGCUGAUUGCAGAGCUGUCAGGAUGUCCCCCACCCACACAUCCAGCUCUGUGCCUACAGCAAAACCAGUUGGACAAGUACCGCUCCAUAUCUGGCAUCUGCAAUAACAGACAAAAUCCUCACUGGGGAGCUGCCAACAUUGCCUUGGUCAGAUGGCUUCCAGCUCAAUAUGAAGACAGAGAGAGGCAACCGAAGGGCUGGAACCAUCGGCGGCUCUAUAAUGGAUUCCAACUUCCCCCGGUCUUGGAAGUCAGCAAGAAAAUAAUGAAGAGCUCUCAUAAGCCCAAAGAUGCUGCCUAUUCACAACUGCUGGUGGAGUGGGGCCAGUACAUCGACCAUGACAUAACCUUCACCCCUUCAAGCCCCAGCAAGACUGCUUUCAUGGAAGGAGCGGAUUGUUUGAGCACAUGUGAAAAUGUGCAUCCAUGCUUUCCUAUCGAGUCUCAUGACAUGAUGUCUGGCAGCCAAAGCUGCAUGCCCUUUUUUCGGUCAGCUCCAGCUUGCUUUUCCACUUUUGGGCCGAGUACUGGAGAGCCUCUGCAGCGUCAACAAACUAAUUCCAUCACAUCGUUCUUGGACGCCUCUGUAGUGUAUGGCCACACCCCGAAAUUACAGAGCUCCCUUCGUGACCUCUCCAGCCCUGAUGGCAAACUGGCUAUCAACAAGCAAUACAAGGAUCCAAAAGGUAGGCCAUAUCUGCCUUUUGUGACCAAACUACCCUCGGAUUGCCUGCAGGAUUCAAAUGAUCCCCAGGGGGAGAGGGUGGAGUGUUUCGCUGCUGGAGACACUCGAGCCAAUGAGGGUCUGACCCUGACCUCACUGCAUACCCUGUGGCUCAGGGAACACAAUCGGAUCGGAGGGACACUGAAACGUCUCAAUUACCAUUGGAGUGCAGAGACUGUGUACCAAGAAACCCGCAAGAUUGUUGGAGCUAUGCAUCAGAUUAUAACCAUGCGAGAUUAUGUUCCAAAAAUUAUUGGUCCGGAGUCUUUUGAGCAGUACAUUGGACCCUAUGAGGGAUAUGACCCCACCAUAAACCCGUCAGCCUCCAAUGUGUUUGCCACCGCUGCUUUCCGGUUUGGCCACGCUACUGUCACUCCAAUCCUCAGGAGACUUAACGAGAGCUUCCAGGAACAUGAGCACUUCCGCCCCUUGAGACUGCACAACUCCUUCUUCACUCCAUGGAGAAUUGUCAGAGAAGGUGGAAUUGAACCAGUCCUCAGGGGUAUAAUAGGAACAGCAGCAACAGCUGUGAGCACAGACAAGCUGAUGGCCGAGGAAGUCACAGAAGACCUGGUUGUCCUUAACAUAUCACAGAAGAUGGACCUGGCCGCACUGAAUAUGCAGAGGGGACGAGAUCACGCACUUCCUGGAUACAAUGAUUGGAGGGCAUUCUGUGGACUGAAGCAAAUAAAGACAGAAGAUGACUUAGGAGACAUCAUAGGAAACAGAAGAGUUGCUGAGAAGAUCCUGAAAAUGUACAAACAUCCUAACAACAUUGAUGUGUGGCUGGGAGGACUUGUUGAAAGCUUGUUGCCAGGCUCAAGAACUGGCCCUCUUUUCUCUUGCCUGAUUGGAAAGCAAAUGAAAGUGCUUCGUGAUGGUGAUAGGUUUUGGUGGGAGGCUCAGGGUAUGUUCACUGAGCAACAGAAGGCUGAGCUUACAAAAUCGUCUCUAUCUCGUAUCAUCUGUGACAAUAGUGACAUAACCACACUCCCCCGUGACCCCUUCAGGCUCGGGAAAUACCCCUCUGAUCACCUGUCCUGUCAGCACAUCCCACCAAUCAAUUUGGAGGCUUGGAGAGAAGAGAAGAGCAGAGCCUUAGAACUGUGUGGCUCUCCAAGCAAGAUAAAGAAUGGGGAUUUCAUAUUAUCCUCUAUGCCUGGCAAGUUGGUGGCUCUGUAUUCCUGUUACCAUGGUUUCAGAUUAAAGGGUGCCACUGCAAUUGUUUGUGAAGGAAACAGAUGGAGUGGUCAACCUCCACAAUGUAGAGGCAGUCAUGACUAAGAUGCUCGCAAUGCAACAUAUCCAGAAAUGCCUGAGACUGAAAUGUUCAAAUCCAUCCACAAAGGAAAUAUCCCGGCUUCUUUCUUUUUCUAUAUUUAAUUGAUGGUGAACUGUUGUGUGCUUUGAGCUAUGGGAUGCAUUUUUCAAAAUUUUAAAUGCCAGUUACAAAUUUAACCUGUACGCAAUUUAGCAGCAGGUAGAAUUUUCCUCCCUAUUGUUCAUGCAUCAAAACUUUUGAAAGUGUUCAUAUCAAU
Messenger RNA from Myripristis murdjan (pinecone soldierfish), 2700 nucleotides. RefSeq names its product thyroid peroxidase (gene tpo). The record is from RefSeq and is a predicted model, not a curated record. Bases 83 to 2446 code for a protein of 787 amino acids. Gene Ontology annotation, biological process: response to oxidative stress. Lineage: Eukaryota; Metazoa; Chordata; Actinopteri; Holocentriformes; Holocentridae. The transcript is spliced from 13 exons. Gene Ontology annotation, molecular function: peroxidase activity; heme binding.